Paramecium sonneborni is the source of this 2355-nucleotide messenger RNA. The record is from the annotation of a GenBank genome assembly. NCBI's taxonomy places the organism in Eukaryota, Ciliophora, Oligohymenophorea, Peniculida, Parameciidae.
AUGGAGGAUAUAUAAUUGAUUAUAAGAAGAAUUAAACGAUCAGGUGAACCUCGUUUGAAUUUGUCUGGAAAAUAAAUUAUUAGUAUUCCUCUUGAAAUAUACUAAUUAAAAUUAGUUCAUUUAGAUCUAAGUUAUAAUAAAAUAACAUCUAUUGAACCAAGAAUAAUUUCAUUAACAACUUUAGAAGAGUUAGAUUUAAGCAAUAAUUGUAUAGAGGAAGUACCUGAAGAAUUAUUAAACAUGUCUAAUUUAUAAAGUUUAAAUUUGAGCAAUAAUCCUUUGAUAACAAAGUUUUAAAUAUUAAAUGGACAUUUUCAUUAACCAUAAUUAAAUUAGAUUUUACAAAAGUUGUUUUAAAUUAGUCCAGGAUCAUAUUAAUAACCAAGACAGGAAUAGUAAAUUAUUCAGGAAAGACCAAAAACAUAAAAUAGAGCAAUGAGAUAAAUAUAAGAAUUAUAACACACAAAUCAUGUCUUAGAAGUAGAUUCUAAUGAAUUUGAAGUACAUGAAAUAAUUUCUUAAGGUGGCUUUUCAAUAGUUCAUCGUGGAUACUUUAGAGGUACUGAAGUAAGUACAUAGUUCUAAAUUAGAUUGCAAUAAAAAAGAUAUUUAAUCCAAAUAUUACUCAAUAAUUAUUAGAUGAAAUUAAUAAUGAAAUUGAAAUGCUUUCUUUAUUAAGACAUCCAAAUAUAGUACUAUUAAUGGCUUGUUGUACAAGACCACCUAAUUUAGUGAUUGCAACUGAAUUUAUUUCAGGAGGAAGUUUGCAUCAUUUAUUGCAUAAGACCAAGUAAGGCAAAAAUGAUCAAUUAGUCAUUAAAUCUCAGAAUAAUUUAAAUAUUCUAUUGCCAUCUAAAUUGCCAGAACUUUGUAAUAUAUGCAUUAAGCUGGUGUUGUACAUAGAGACAUAAAAUCUCACAAUAUAUUAUUGUAAGGAUAAACAGUGAAGUUAUGUGAUUUUGGUUUAACAAAGAGAUGUGUAAGAGUUAAGUUUAAUUAUAUAUAGUCUGAGUUAAAUUAAGGAUAUUAAUAAUUUAGUGGGACUCCAACAUACAUGGCUCCAGAAUUAUUUGCUAAAAGAGUAUAAUUAUGAUUCAGAAUUAAAAGGCAUAUGACAAAGGGGUAGAUCUAUUUGCUUAUGGCACUUUAUUAUGGGAAAUAUUCGCAAGGGAGAUACCUUGGGAUUGUUUAGAAAUGCAAGAGAUUAUUCAAAAGACUAUGAAAAAUGAAUAAUUACCUGGAAGAAAUGUACCUAAGAAUAUCAUAUAAUUGGUUAAUGAGUUGAGAAACAAAGAUGAAACAAAAAGACCUUCUAUGGAUUUUAUUGUUAAAUAAUUAUUAAAUAGAUGAUUUGAUUUAAUAUAUUAUUAAAAUAGAAUUGACAUUUUGUAUCAUUCUAUAAUAUAUUUUUUAACAUAAUUAUAGUUAAUUAAUUCAAAAAUGAAAACACUCAAAGAAAGAAUGUUAAAAAUAGACAAAGUAUUAUGCAUACCUAUACUAAUAGAUAUGUCAGAAGCUUAAUAUUCCUGAAUAAAGUAAGACUCUUUUCAAAAGAAAGAAAAACAAUUCUUGUAUAAUGAAGGAACAAGACAAGAACAUUAAUAAUGUAAGUAUUAUUAGUUCAAAUGCAGGAUGCAUAAUUAGUAGAACAUAAUUAAAAAAAUAGCAAUCAAUUUAGAUUUUAUAAUGUGAUACAGUUAGAAGUUAAACAUUAUCAUUGAAAUAAUUAAAGAUGAUUCAUGAAUAAGAUUAGAUUUAAUGUAUGCAAUCAUAAAAGGAAGAACUAUAGAAUUAGAUUAACUAAUUAGUGUAAAUGAAAAAAUAAAUAUAAGUAUAAGAAGAGAAAAAGAAAAAACAAUUUAUUACUUAAGACACUUCUCUUUUACCACAAAUGCUUAAAUUGCAAUAAGAAAAGUUGUCUAUUGAAAACGAAAUCACUUAAAUUGAUUCUAAAAUUGAAAAUGUCAGAUAUAGUAACAUAAAUAAAUAAUAACUUCUUCAAAAAAGAAAUUGGAAAGAAGAAAAAAAGGUAUUCCCCAAUAAUAUUCUUAUUUAUAGUCAUUCGAAUAGAAAUGGUUGGAUCUAGAACAAAAUGAAAAUAAAGUUUAAAUUGAUGACAAGUUGUACAAUCUUUUAAUACAAGAUACUCCACCAUAAGAAGAACAAGUUGAUUAAAAGACUAUAGAUAUCUUAACUAAAGAAGUUGAAGAUCUACUAUGUCUCAAAUUACCAGAUGAAUAAGACGAUUAAUAAUUAUAAUAGAGUCAAAGAAACAAAUUAAAUUAACAAUAUUAAUCUCCAUUAUAAAUUAUUGAAGAAGAACAAUCCAUCGAAUUGUCAUUUUAAAAAUUAUGA